UCUGUUUCGAUUUUCCCAGCAACAGUUGAGAAUUUGUCGUCGAAGCGAACGGUAAAACACAAACCGCUUGCAACGUUCUCUGGAAGAAGCUCCAUGCGCGUCGUGGGUGACAAAUCACAAGAAUUAAACUAAAUUCCGACCAGAAACCAGAAACUGAACCAACCAGCCAUGACAACAACCAAAGAUCCCAAGGAGCAGGGAGCGAGCCCAGCCCCACAAUCCCAGAAGAAUGGAGUUGCCGGUGGACUUAUGAAGCGUCUGAGACGAUCUGCCUCCGCAACGGAACACAAUUUGAGCAAUCUGCGGAAUCGCAAGUCAACGCAGAACCUCUUCGAUCAGCAUGGAAAUCCCAUAGACUUGAAGCAGUAUCGCAAGGUGCUCGAUAAGGAUGAGAAUGGUAAUGGGACCAGUGAAAAGAAGCUACGCUAUCGACGCACCCAAAGUGUCACACGUGCCGAGGAAAUAUCCAACAAGGAGGCCAAGCAGCGCAAGGCACAACCCGACAGAUCCAUACAUCGUCCCCGCGAUUCAUUGUUCUCCUGGAGCUCGGGCUUCACGAACUUUACAGGUCUGGUUAACUGGGGAUUCCUGCUUCUCUGCAUUGGCGGCCUGCGUUUAGGUCUAGAGAAUUUACUAAAAUAUGGCAUACGCGUUAAUCCCAUUGACUGGUAUUUCUUUCUAAGUGGCCGCAAUGAGGGCGAAGGUCACAAUGCCCUACUCCUAAUCAUCUACUCUAUGGUUCACAUAUCACUUUGUCUGGCUGUUGAAAAGGGUCUCGCCUUGGAAAUUAUUUCCGAGGGUCUUGGUAUGUCUAUUCAAAUAAUAAACAUAGUUGUGUCGGUUUGUCUGCCUGUCGUCAUUAUACAUCUGAAAGGAUCUGCCUUUAGCAUAAUGGGUGCAACAACGGUGUGCUUCUUUUAUUCCGUGUUGUUUUUGAAACUCUGGAGUUACGUGCAGACCAAUAUGUGGUGUCGCCAGACUUACUACCAAAGGCAGCCACGUGAGCGAAGACCGAGUAUCACAUUGGCCGAGCUGAGAAAAAGGAACUUAAAAGACGGCGAAGAGGAUGAAGACAUUACGAAACUGGUGCAAUAUCCAGAGAAUUUAAGCUACAAAGAUAUUAUGUACUUCUUGUGCGCUCCCACACUUUGCUACGAACUCAAUUUUCCACGUACAUCGCGCGUCCGUAAACAUUUUUUGCUAAAACGUCUGCUGGAAGUGCUUGUUGGUGUGAAUGUGGUAAUGGCCUUGUUCCAACAGUGGAUAAUUCCCUCAGUGCGAAACUCUUUGAUACCUUUCUCAAACAUGGAUAUUGGGUUGGCCACUGAACGUUUACUUAAACUGGCGCUACCCAACCACUUGGCCUGGUUGUGCUUCUUCUAUCUGAUGUUCCAUUCAUUUUUAAAUGCCGUUGGUGAGGUUUUGAACUUCGCAGACCGCAAUUUCUACUGUGAUUGGUGGAAUGCCAACAAUAUCGACACCUUUUGGAGAACUUGGAAUAUGCCUGUGCACAGAUGGUGUGUGCGACAUCUCUAUAUUCCCGUUGUGCAGAUGGGAUAUUCCUCACGCCAAGCUUCAACAAUAGUCUUCCUUUUCAGCGCCUUUUUCCAUGAAUAUUUGGUCUCUGUUCCAUUACAAACAUACAAAAUUUGGGCGUUCCUUGGCAUGAUGGGUCAGAUUCCUUUAUCAGCCGUUUCCAAGUAUAUCGAGCGUCGGUUGGGUCCACGCAUGGGAAAUAUAAUAGUUUGGGCAUCCAUUAUUUUGGGUCAACCGCUGUGCAUCAUGGCUUAUUACCAUGACUAUGUCAUUACACAUUUCCAGACUGCGCUCAAUGGCACUGAUUUUCAGAACAGUUAGACUUUGGGGUAUAUAAUUUGGUCUGUACUUUUUUAAUUUAUAAGCCAAGUGCAAGUUGGGGAAACUUGAAUGCCACAUACAAAUCAAUUUUGUAGUCUUGAACAUGUUGCAGUACUGAGUAACAUAAAACGAUUGUUAUUUAAUGCAUUUGUUAAUGAUUUUAAGAGUCAUGUAAAUAAAGAGAAUGGAUAUUGAA
Messenger RNA from Drosophila innubila, 2053 nucleotides. It is a transcript of the gene mdy, whose product is annotated as diacylglycerol O-acyltransferase 1. Gene Ontology annotation, biological process: triglyceride biosynthetic process. The record is from RefSeq and is a predicted model, not a curated record. Bases 169 to 1857 code for a protein of 562 amino acids. Lineage: Eukaryota; Metazoa; Arthropoda; Insecta; Diptera; Drosophilidae. The transcript is spliced from 10 exons. Gene Ontology annotation, molecular function: diacylglycerol O-acyltransferase activity. Gene Ontology annotation, cellular component: endoplasmic reticulum membrane.